CCCGUGUUCGUUUCAGUUCCAGCAUCAGUUGUUAGUGUUGGCGGUGAGUACAAAGUGAUCGAGAACAAUUCACUUGUGCUGCCUUGUGAAGCUGAAGGAUACCCUCCGCCACAAAUUACAUGGACGAAAAAAUUUCUCAAAAUGAACCAUUCAGCACGUCCGGUAGUGGCGCAAGCAGCAAGGGAGGUCAUUGAAGUGAUCAAAAACGAAUCAGCCGUAUUCAAAUGCCCGAUUAAGGAUCGCAGAUUCAUUGGUCAAAUAUCAUGGUAA
This is a messenger RNA of Anisakis simplex (herring worm), 270 nucleotides long. Lineage: Eukaryota; Metazoa; Nematoda; Chromadorea; Rhabditida; Anisakidae. The record is from the annotation of a GenBank genome assembly.